CUUACAAACAAACUGAUAUUUAUUUGAUUGGAUGAUAUAAAUAUUAAAAAAGAACCCUAAUUCUCAAAUCAAAUCUUGUCUAUUAUCAUGAGCGCAUUUCAUUUUAUGUAGCUCACGUUCAGAGUGUAGAAAUUUAUUAAAGUCCUCCUAAUUUCCAGUUUUAAUAUUCUCCCAAAAAGAAAAGAGAUGGUCGGAGCCGGAGCCGGAGCUAAAAAAACUAGUCCGGAGGUGGUGAAAUCGGGAUCUGGAUCAUCGACGAUGCUGAUGCUGAAAUUGAAACUGAAAUUGAAAACAAAACAGCAAGAGCUUCUGCUCCGAGUCAGCAUUCUAUGCCUCGUCUAUGUGCUGGCUUUCAUCACGCGCCUCUUCAGCGUUCUCCGCUACGAAUCCAUGAUCCAUGAAUUCGACCCUUACUUCAAUUACCGAACCACCCUUUAUCUCACCGAGAAUGGUUUCUACGAGUUCUGGAACUGGUUCGACUCCGAUAGCUGGUACCCUUUAGGCCGUAUCAUCGGCGGUACCCUCUACCCUGGUCUUAUGGUCACCGCCGCCAUCAUCUACUGGCUCCUCCGCCUCCUCAGCUUUGCCGUCCAUAUCCGUGAGGUUUGUGUCUUAACCGCUCCCUUUUUCGCUUCCAAUACAACCAUUGUUGCCUAUUUCUUUGGUAAAGAGAUUUGGGAUUCCGGUGCCGGCCUUGUUGCUGCCGCCUUGAUCGCCAUUUGCCCUGGAUAUAUUUCCAGAUCGGUAGCCGGGUCUUAUGAUAACGAAGGGGUCGCCAUUUUCGCUUUGUUGUUCACCUUUUAUUUGUUUGUUAAGGCCGUGAAUACGGGUUCCUUGGCCUGGGCAUUAGCCUCUGCUUUUGGUUACUUUUAUAUGGUCUCUGCUUGGGGAGGAUAUGUGUUCAUUAUCAAUUUAAUCCCGCUUUACGUGCUCGUGCUUUUGGUCACCGGACGGUAUUCCAUGAGGUUAUAUGUUGCCUAUAAUUCUAUGUAUGUAGUGGGGAUGUUAUUGGCUAUGCAGAUUCGCUUUGUGGGCUUUCAACAUGUCCAGUCUGGGGAGCAUAUGGCCGCAAUGGGUGUCUUCUUUUUGAUGCAGGUUUUCUAUAUGUUGGAUUGGGUUAAGUACUUGCUGGGCGAUGCCAAAUUGUUCCAAGCCUUUUUGAGGAUCACUGUCACCACUGCACUCUCUGUGGGUGUUAUAGCUCUAGGACUAGGCACAGCAUCUGGGUAUAUCUCCCCAUGGACUGGCCGAUUUUACUCUUUACUUGAUCCAACUUAUGCAAAAGAUCACAUUCCCAUUAUUGCAUCUGUCUCUGAGCAUCAACCGACUGCUUGGUCGUCUUUCAUGUUUGAUUUCCAUAUUCUGCUCUUCCUUUUCCCUGCGGGUCUCUAUUUCUGCUUCAAGCGAUUGUCCGAUGCCACCAUCUUCAUUGUCAUGUAUGGUCUUACAAGCAUGUAUUUUGCUGGUGUUAUGGUUCGUUUAAUUCUUGUUGCCACGCCUGCUGUAUGUCUUAUUAGUGCCAUUGCUGUUUCUGCAACUAUAAAGAAUUUGACUCUCGUAGCAAGGGCCAAGGAUAACAAUAAGGUUGCCCACUCUGGUUCUCUCAAAGGAAGCGCUAGCAGUUCCAAGGCUUCUUCUAAGGCUUCACUUGAUCAAUCCCAGCCUUUCCAGAGAAAUGGUGCUAUUGCGUUACUUCUUGGUGCAUUUUACUUGCUCAGUAAGUAUGCCACUCACUGUACCUGGGUCACAUCAGAGGCUUACUCAUCUCCCUCAAUUGUCUUGGCUGCAAGAGGUGCUCAUGGCCAAAGGGUCAUCUUUGAUGAUUAUCGUGAGGCAUACUUUUGGCUUCGACAGAAUACUCCUCCAGAUGCUAAGGUGAUGUCAUGGUGGGAUUAUGGGUACCAGAUCACUGCAAUGGGAAACAGAACUGUUAUAGUUGAUAAUAACACCUGGAACAAUACGCACAUAGCUACUGUUGGACGUGCAAUGUCAUCUUAUGAAGAUGAGGCAUAUGAAAUUAUGAGGUCGCUUGAUGUGGAUUAUGUAUUAGUUGUCUUUGGAGGUGUUACUGGCUAUUCUUCUGAUGAUAUUAACAAAUUUUUGUGGAUGGUGAGAAUUGGAGGUGGAGUUUUUCCUAUAAUAAAGGAACCUGAUUAUCUUGUUAAUGGCGAGUACCGCGUUGACAAAGGAGCAGCUCCCAAGAUGUUGAAUUGUCUAAUGUACAAGCUGUCUUAUUAUCGAUUUGGAGAGCUGACGACAGAAUAUGGAAAACCUCCUGGGUAUGAUCGUGCCAGGGGGGUUGAAAUUGGAAACAAGGAUAUCAAACUGGAAUAUUUGGAAGAGGCCUUUACAACAUCUAACUGGAUUGUUCGUAUUUACAAAGUUAAACCUCCUAAUAAUAGGUGGUGAGUCUUUUUCAUUCUCUCUCUGCAGGACAGCAUGGUAGAUGAAAACUCUUAGAGCAUAUGAGUCUUAAAAGGUAGUGUUAAAGAGAGAGAAAACUAUAUCUUUGUUAGAGUUUGCAGUUAGUAUUUGAGGCUCUUAAUGUUCUUGACCCCACUUUUGGAGAUUUUGUAAUGCCUUUUUAGCUCAUCUAUUUAAACUUUUUUGUUGAUUGUAUGGUUGAGAAACUUAUUUACAUGAAAAAUGUGAUUGUUUGGCAUGGUACAA
Molecule: messenger RNA, 2670 nt
Organism: Quercus robur (English oak)
Lineage: Eukaryota; Viridiplantae; Streptophyta; Magnoliopsida; Fagales; Fagaceae
Product: dolichyl-diphosphooligosaccharide--protein glycosyltransferase subunit STT3B
Exons: 5
Coding region: 187-2409 (740 amino acids)
Cellular component (GO): membrane
Molecular function (GO): oligosaccharyl transferase activity
Source: RefSeq, a predicted model, not a curated record